This is a messenger RNA of Gamsiella multidivaricata, 899 nucleotides long. RefSeq lists its product as uncharacterized. The transcript has a single exon. NCBI's taxonomy places the organism in Eukaryota, Fungi, Mortierellomycota, Mortierellomycetes, Mortierellales, Mortierellaceae. The coding region runs from base 177 to 635 and encodes 152 amino acids. The record is from RefSeq and is a predicted model, not a curated record.
CGUCGCGAUAAGCCUAGCGAGGACGCACUGUCAUUCUCUUAUGUAAAUCGGCCUGGUCCCUAUUAGAGUGCUAGGUUGGCGUACGCAUUGUUUGGACUGAUACACCAUUCUCGCUACCCUUCACUCUCAGUCGUACUCAUUCACUUUUUCUAUUUUAUUAUGAUUGCAUCCCUCGAAUGAACAGCACCAUGGGGCCACCGGGAACACGUCGAUUUACCAACAGUCUAGUCCAGGAGUUCUACGCCAGUAUUCCAGAACACGCCAAAACGCAAAGGCAACUGGCGUCGCUAUCGAACAAGCAGCAACUAAACCGAGCCAACGACACAGGAGUAGUGUCAAAUCUGGUAAUUACAGAAGCCGUCUCUACCUCAGAGGCAGCCUCAGAGGCAGCGUCAGAAGGGAGGUCAAAGGAUCCAGAGUCGACAUACGACCCAUCUUCUAGUCUCAAGGUUGUAGGAAAGGAUACACCUCAGCAGCAGCAACAGAAGGGGUCGACAGAGCCAGCUGUCAAUACUUCGACAACAAUGAAACCGAUCCCUCGCAAAUUGUUCAAGGCCAUCAAGAAGAAACUGCAGAAGAGGGAACGCAGACGACUGAACGCAAUCGAGACCCGGAGGCAGCGAGCCAUUCCUUGAGCCGGGCGGUGACCACGCUGGUGCAAAUGUUAUCCGUCGUCCAUAACUAUGCCUUCGUUAGAUCGCCUUCUGGCAGCGGUAGACCAUAUACUUCGCAAGAGAGCGCGUCGCUCCCCUCGUCCUGUCAACACAUUGAAGGCUAGCGGUGCAGAUCCCAGUCGCCCAAUGUUCAUCCUUUUGCAGGGUGGCACCAAACAAACACCUUUUUAAAAUAAAGGCGCAAAGUAUGGCUAUUGAGGAUAAAAGUCGAUCUCUUGCCUCGCU